CUCCAUCACUCACUGCAAACAUCGCAUCACGAAAAUUUGAGAGAGGGAGAGAGGAAACGAGUGAUGGCUCCAGCUACGCCCUUCCUGCCGACGGCUACGAAUGAGACGACACUACGAUCUAGCUUUAUCAGGGACGAGGAUGAACGGCCUAAGGUUGCUUACAAUCAAUUCAGCAACGAGAUCCCUGUCAUAUCUCUGGCGGGCAUCGACUCUCCUGAUGGACGGUCGGUAGUUUGCAAGAAGAUCGUGGAAGCGUGCGAGGACUGGGGGAUCUUCCAGGUGGUAGACCACGGUGUCGAUUCGGACCUCAUUUCGGAUAUGACUCGUCUCGCUCGGGAGUUCUUCACUUUCCCCGCUGAGGAGAAGCUCCGUUUCGAUAUGUCUGGAGGGAAGAAGGGCGGUUUCAUUGUCUCCAGCCACCUUCAGGGUGAGGCCGUACAAGACUGGCGGGAGAUCGUAACAUUCUUCUCAUACCCGAUCAGACUCAGAGACUACUCGAGGUGGCCCGACAAACCAGAGGGAUGGAUAGAGGCUGCUAAGAAGUACAGCGAACGCCUGAUGGAGCUGGCCUGCAAGCUCUUGGAGGUACUAUCGGAGGCGAUGGGGCUCGACAAGGAAGCUCUGACCAAGGCGUGUGUCGACAUGGACCAGAAGAUGGUGGUGAACUUCUACCCGAAAUGUCCCCAGCCCGACCUCACCCUCGGCCUGAAACGACACACCGACCCUGGCACCAUCACGCUACUGCUGCAGGACCAGGUUGGAGGCCUCCAAGCCACCAAAGAUGGUGGUAAGACCUGGAUCACAGUCCAGCCCAUCGAAGGAGCCUUUGUCGUUAACUUGGGUGAUCAUGGCCAUUUUCUUAGCAAUGGGAGGUUCAAGAACGCCGAUCACCAAGCAGUUGUGAACUCGAACUGCAGUCGCUUGUCCAUCGCCACAUUCCAGAACCCGGCUCCAGAGGCAAUUGUGUACCCACUCGCGAUACAGGAGGGAGUGAAGCCAGUGAUGGAGGAGCCAAUCACUUUUGCGGAGAUGUACCGACGGAAGAUGAGCCGAGAUAUAGAACUGGCCAAUCUCAAGAAGCUUGCCAAGGAGCAGAAGCAAGGUGAGGAGCUUGAUAAGGUUACUGUCCAGAACCAAGCCAAGCCAAUUGACUCGAUCCUUGCUUAGACGGAAGAAAAGUAGCAACAAGGUAGCAGUCGUGGCUGGAUGACUGUGCUACAAUAGUCUGGUCUCUCUCUCUCUCUAUCUUUUACAGAUAAAUAUGGGGAUCUUUAUGUGGGUGGUUGUAAUAAUGGAUAUAUAGAGUAAUGUAAUGUUUCUUUUAAAAAAAGUAAUUUGUUUUUCAGUUGUUUGUUGUAGUUGAGAUGAUGACAAUGAUCAGUUGGAAUGCAGGUGAUUUUGGCUCCCUUUCAUAAUUA
Magnolia sinica is the source of this 1418-nucleotide messenger RNA. Its product is annotated as flavanone 3-dioxygenase F3H2. Lineage: Eukaryota; Viridiplantae; Streptophyta; Magnoliopsida; Magnoliales; Magnoliaceae. The transcript has 3 exons. Bases 64 to 1167 code for a protein of 367 amino acids. The record is from RefSeq and is a predicted model, not a curated record.